Pocillopora verrucosa is the source of this 1639-nucleotide messenger RNA. Lineage: Eukaryota; Metazoa; Cnidaria; Anthozoa; Scleractinia; Pocilloporidae. The record is from RefSeq and is a predicted model, not a curated record.
AUGAAGAUACUAAAUGUCCUGGUCCUAUCAAGCAUCUCAAAAGAAAUUUACUAUUCAAUACAAUUACAACUUGAGUUGCCAGUGCCCCAGAAUGUUUUUGAAGGUCUGGAGGCUCGCACACAGUACCGAUACAGACUGAAGUGUAUGAAUGAUUUUGGUUCAAGUGCCUGGAGUGCUGUUGUCACUGUGUCAACCACAAAGAAACCUCAAACCAGCGAAGAUCUCCAGAGGGCUGUCACUAAGGGAGAUGUGGAGACUGUCAGAAAUAUUCUGCCCGACUCCGAAUUCUGUAUUUUUGGACUUGGCUGGCAAGCAGUUAAUUCCCCCGACAAGGCUGGUUUAUCACCACUCAUGAUUACAGCCCAAAAAGGUUAUGUAGACGUGGCACGAGUUUUUCUGGAAACUGGCGCAGAUGUGAACUUUCAAAGCAGCAGUGGAAAAACAGCCUUGAUGAUGGCUUGCUUCUCAGGAAAUGUGGAGGUUGCGCAGCUGUUAAAACAACAUAAGGCUGACUGGGAUUUAGUGGAUAGGACAGGUUCAACAGCUCUUCACUGGGCGGUCGACGGAGCCAAUUUGGAUAUGAUCCGCUGGAUGCUUCAAGAUGGCUGCCGAGUGGACGUCAAAGACGAAACGUCAGGCUGGACUCCUCUGAUGAGAGUAGCAGCUGUGAGCGGUAAUGUGAACGUUGCCAAGGUACUGAUACAUCAUGGGGCCAAUGUGCACACAAUGGACAAAGAAGGGAAAACGACUCUGAUGAACGCUGCACUGAAUGGCUUUGAAGCGCUUGUUAAGCUUCUUGUUAAAAAGGGUGUCCCUGUAAAGCUGAGAUCAGAGCACGGCAAAACGGCGCUGGAUUUUGCCAGGUCUUUUGAACACGAAAGGGUGACUCACUUUCUGCAAGAGCAUGUAGAGGCUUUGAAAAAGGCUGACAACGAACGCAAAUUGGCUGAAGCGAAGGAAAGAAGGCACAGCCGGGAGCGGAUUGAAAGUCAUGGCUUAAAAUCCGUUACAAACGGUGCACAGAAUGGAACAUCAGAGGCGGUUGUGUCGUAACUGAUGUUUAAAAACAAAAACGGUUUAAAGCCAUGAGAUAUUAAAUUUAGUUAUCAUCAAUCUCAGUUCAUGUGUAACCCUUUAGCUCUUGGAAGAGUUAAACUUGUACCUUCCUAUGAUAUCCAUGCAUUAAUCAAACAGGUUAUGAAAAUUCUCGAAAUUAUCAGAUACAAGUUGUUACCUUGAUCCAACACCAAAUCAUUUUCAAUAAUUUACAAGGAAAUGUGCAGCAGCUAGAGGGGAGAAUCGAGAAUUAAAGGGUUGACGGUUCUGUGUGGGUCAAUUUUAAUUUUUCAAUACCUGCCUUGAUUAAAAUCGCCGUUACCGUUUGCAAACAUCUUUUAUUGUUCUAAAAGGUUAUUUGAAGUUUACUUUCACGGUUUCAAAGUUUAUACAGACAAUUGAGUAUACCGUGUACGACAACCAUUCUAUUGUUCCAAAAUGUGAUGAAGUUAAUUUCACGGUUUUUAAGUUUGUACAGACAAUUGAUUCAAAUAUUUAUAAAUAUAUUUCAUCUUAAAUUUAUUUAAUUUCUGUGAUGAAAGCGAACUUCGUCAAAGCUUUCAUUGGUAGAAGCAAAUAUGCU